AUGAACAGCCUUUCCGUCGACCAGCAGGCGAGGGCUGCCAAAGCAUACGUGUUCCAAGAACUCGCAAAGUCGAAGCAGGGACUGGAAAUCCUGCAGGACAAAGACUUUGUCGGGCGGUUGGACAUCCAUUUCAUCAAGAUCUUUGCCAUCUUCGCCGAACUGUACGGCUAUCGACAUGAUUGUCUUGAUCAGCUUGUCGAUUUGGUGACAAUUUGUGGAAAGAGUUGGCUGGAAAGGUCCCCGGAACUGCAAAAGAUCGAUCAACAGCGUGAAUCCGACCCUCAGUGGUACAUGUCAAACCAGAUGUUGGGAGGCGUCUGCUACGUUGACCGCUAUGCAAAGAACUUGACUGGCAUCAAGGAACGCAUACCAUACUUCCAAGACCUGGGACUGACGUAUCUCCAUCUCAUGCCUCUGUUCCUUUCUCCACAACCUCUCAACGAUGGCGGCUACGCAGUCUCCAGCUAUCGAGAAGUCCAACCAACGCUGGGCAGUAUGGAGCAACUAAGAGAGCUUGCGAGCGAAUUGCGAAAAGCGGGUAUCAGUCUGGUAUUGGAUCUGGUCUUCAACCACACUUCAAACGAGCAUCGAUGGGCAAGAAAGGCUGCAGAGGGUGACCCAGAACAUUCCGCCAUGUAUUGGAUCUUCCCGGACCGGAGUGUGCCGUCAGCCUUCGAGCAAACGACGAGGGAGAUCUUCCCAGACGACCAUUCGGGAUCGUUCAUCCAACUGCCCGAUGGACGAUUUGUCUGGUCGACCUUCCACCACUUCCAAUGGGAUCUGAACUACUCCAAUCCUGCCGUCUUCAGAGCCAUGGCCGCAGAGAUGCUAUACCUGGCCAAUGUCGGCGUGGACUUUUUCCGCAUGGACGCCGUGGCUUUCAUGUGGAAACAGAUGAACACCGACUGCGAGAACUUGCCCGAAGUCCAUAAGCUCCUGCGCGCAUUCAAUGCUUUGUGUCGCAUAGCCGCCCCGUCGGUCCUGUUCAAAUCCGAAGCCAUUGUGCAUCCGGACUAUGUGGUCCAGUACAUCGACCGGUCGGAGUGUCAACUGUCGUACAAUCCCCUGCAGAUGGCAUUGGCAUGGGAAGCCCUGGCCACUCGCGAUGCAUCGAUGCUCUCGCAAGCCAUCGAACGCAGACACAAUAUCGCCCGAGACUGUGCCUGGGUCAACUACGUGAGGUCUCACGACGACAUCGGCUGGACCUUCUCGGACGAAGACGCGCAAGAACUAGGUAGGAACGGGACAAACCACCGCAAAUUCCUCAACGCCUUUUUCGUGAACCGAUACCCGGGGAGUUUCGCCCGCGGUGUCCCCUUCCAGGAUAAUCCGAAAAACGGGGAUUGUCGGAUCUCAGGUACGACUGCUUCACUGGCGGGACUGGAAUCAAUGCAAGACCAUGCCAUUGAGCGGAUCCUGCUGUUGUACUCGAUCGCCAUGAGCACGGGAGGCAUUCCACUGAUCUAUCUAGGUGACGAGGUCGGACAGCUCAACGACUACAGCUAUAUCAAUGAUGCGGCGAAAACAGAUGAUAGCAGAUGGGUCAAUCGAGCGCAUUAUCCGGAGUCGAGGUAUGCGGAAAGACAUGAUCCUCAUACCAUUCCUGGUAAGAUCUAUGCGGGGAUCAGACAUCUCAUACACCUGAGAAAAACCACAGGAGAGCUGGCCGGUGGGAGAGCUGUAGGGUUCUAUACGGGCAGUCCGGCCAUCCUUGGAUAUCAGCGGCCAGGGCCUCACUCGACGGUGCUGUGUCUGUGCAACUUCGCGGACAGUGCACAAUGGAUCGGUCGAGAUCGGUUCAUGAGGAUGCCGGUCGAAGCCAUGGACUUGGUUUCCAGAUAUAUGAUCAAUCUGAGGGAUGCAGGGAUUGAGCUGAGACCGUAUCAGUUCUUGUGGUUGAGAUAUUAG
Molecule: messenger RNA, 1908 nt
Organism: Capronia coronata CBS 617.96
Lineage: Eukaryota; Fungi; Ascomycota; Eurotiomycetes; Chaetothyriales; Herpotrichiellaceae
Exons: 1
Coding region: 1-1908 (635 amino acids)
Biological process (GO): carbohydrate metabolic process
Molecular function (GO): amylosucrase activity
Source: RefSeq, a predicted model, not a curated record